CCAAGACCUCUCUGGGCACUGGGAUUGACCCAUCUCAGCCCUAGAGAAUCAGAAGUGACUGCAUACCCAAGAAGGCUUCCCGGCGCUACCAGUCUGGGAUUCUCAGUUAAAGUCAGCAGCUCUGGACUGGAUGGAAGGCCCAGCAUGUCCUGCAUACUCAUUUCCCUACUCGGCCUCGGGCUAGGCCUCGUCCAGUUGACAGAGGUGCAGAGUGAAUCUCUUCCCAAGCCAUCCCUCUCAGCCCUGCCAGGGCCUGUGGUGGCAUCAGGGGGGGAGCUGACCCUGUCGUGCAGGAGGCCGCCAGAGCCAUUUGACUGGUUGCUGACAUUCAGUCUACUGAAGUCAGAGACCCAGGAGCCCUUACAGAAGGACCUAGUCUAUUCUCAAGCUAACUUCUCCCUAAAGUCUCUGGGGGUCCAGGACUCUGGGAACUAUAGCUGCAUUUACUACGAGCAGUCAAGACCACAUGUCAAGUCUGAGCCCAGUGAUGCCCUGGAGAUCUGGGUGACAGACACCCUUCCCAAGCCGUCUCUCUCAGCCUGGCCCAGCCCCAUGGUGGCCCCAGGGGGGAACGUGACCCUCCUGUGCCGGGGGCCACGUCGGGGUGUGAGGUUUGCUCUGUACAAGGAUGGAGAGGAGGCACCCGUGGGCACCAGUGAGUGGACUCAAGACGGAGCUGAAUUCCCUUUGACCCAUGUGAGCAUCAAUCAGAGUGGAAGGUAUAGGUGCUGCUAUCUGCUUGUGACAGACAGCCCUAUCUUGGCCCUGCCCAGUGACUCGCUGGAACUUGUAAUACAAGAGGAGCGGAAUGAAGGCCUUCUCAGAAGAGGCAUUCUCACCACUGCCCUCAGCUGUGCCUCCAUCCUCUUCCUCCUCCUCUUCUUGACUUUUGUUGGUCAUUGCCACACCCAGACUGUGGUUUCAGGUGGAGAGACCUCCAGAAGAUUCCCAAGGUGCCCCUAUUGUUCUUGGUUUCUCUGCUUUUCUUCUAAAUCUGGAGCUCCCCAAGAAGAGACCGAAUAUGCCCAAGUGGCCAAGUGCAGACACUCAAGAGCACCUCUCCCUGAGGCUGAAGACCCUGACGGACUGACCUAUAUCCAGCUGAAUCCAAGAGCCCUGAAUGAACAGCAGACAGCCCCUGGGAAGACGUGCCCUGAUCCAACAACAUAUGCCACUCUUGCCCUGCAUUGAUGGACAACAACUUCUCUUUGUGCCUCUUCUUUCCUAUCCAAACAAACUGGCCAGCCUGCAAUGUUCUUCAAGCCCGAGUCCUUCUCCCAUCUCCAUGCCCUUCCAAAAGGAUAUCUCCACUGCUUCCUCACCCUUGGAAUGGAUUCCCACCUCAUUUGUGUCUCUUAGAGUCCUUCAAGGCUCAGCCCAAGGAAAUCCUCUCACACAAGACCUCUCCAGAUUCCCCAGGACUGUGUCCUCUCUUGCCAGUGUGUUUUUUAGUCACCAUUUAUGUAAACACUGAACUUAACAAACACCAAUAAAAUGAACACUUCCAUAUACAAAGCAGAAA
Phascolarctos cinereus (koala) is the source of this 1522-nucleotide messenger RNA. The record is from RefSeq and is a predicted model, not a curated record. NCBI's taxonomy places the organism in Eukaryota, Metazoa, Chordata, Mammalia, Diprotodontia, Phascolarctidae.